GAUGGCCCGUACUCUGGAUCCACUGGCAAAGAAGAUCUUUAAAGGAGUUUUAGUAGGUGAACUUGUGAGCAUUUUUGGAGCAUAUUUUUUGUUUAAAAAGAUGAACACAAGCCAAGAUUUCAGGCAAACAAUGAGCAAGAAAUUCCCUUUCCUCUUGGAAGUUUAUUACAAAUCCAUUGAACACUCUGGAAUGUAUGGCAUCAGAGAACAAGAUCAAGAAAAAUGGCUGAACAGCAAAAAUUAGGAAUGUGACCAUCGAUCAAAAUUUGUCCUAUUUCGUAGUA
Messenger RNA from Globicephala melas (long-finned pilot whale), 284 nucleotides. Its product is annotated as protein CEBPZOS-like. Lineage: Eukaryota; Metazoa; Chordata; Mammalia; Artiodactyla; Delphinidae. The record is from RefSeq and is a predicted model, not a curated record.